GUAAACAGUAUGAAGAAUUUAUACAUUGGCGGAAAUCGUUUUAAUUCUUCUGUACCAAUGCAUUUGGACAAUAUAACAAAGUGCGCUACUAUUUCAACUCUAGAAUCAAAUGUCAAUUGGAUGACGUGCUCACCUGAAAUAGCAACAAGAUAUUUUAUGGUUGGUGUAGAACAAGCGGACGUUUCAUUGGUUUUAUGCGAAAUUCAAGUUUUUGCUAAACCUUUUGGAAGAUAUAAAAUAAAUACAAAUCUUUAUUUAACAAGGGAAUCAGCUCAAAAAUACUGCAAAAAUAGAUACGAAGGCGAUUUAUUAUUUAUUGAAACUGAAGAGGAAUAUCGAUAUCUUCGUAAUAAAUUCAAUAAAAGUAGUACUGACGGAGCGUUCCAUUUUGGUCAUAAUAGAUGGAACUAUCACAAUUACUACGGCUUUAAUCAACCUGACGACUAUGUACCGGAAAUCACUCAGGAAUCGACAUGUGAAGCAUCAUCCCAAAGAGAUCCGUCUACUGAUUGCACUCAGGCUCUUGAUGACGAUUUGACCCAAGAUUGGCAAACUGAUGACGAAGGAGUUGGAGCGUGGUAUAAAAUCAACUUUCGAUACGAAGUUGAGGUUGGUCGCAUAAGAAUUAUGCAAUUGUAUAGUGGAUAUUCCUCUUGGAAGAAUAUAACCAUACAAUACGGAGAUCAAUUAAACGCCACUUUUACUCUAAAGAAGAGAGCCGCGUUGAAUGCUGUCGAUCCGGCAGGUAAAGAUUGGGACGACUUGAUAACAGCCCCCGUAAAUGCUAGCUGGAUAAAGAUAACCUUUGACUCUUACUAUGGAAAGGAUUAUAACGGUCUCAAAAAAAUUCAAGUUCUAGGAAGGAGAAGGAGAGGAUUGAAUUUUAAUGCUGGAGAUUGCUUGGGAAAUGUUUUAUCAAGUCAUGAUAAUACAGAUUUACACGAUUGCGAAACUUUAUGCGCCAAUGAUAAUCAAUGCACUGGUUUUAAAUUUAACAGCACGUUUCUUAGUUGUGAAUUGAAAAAUGCCGAAUGUACAACGAUAGUUCCGGCGAAUGAUAGCUAUAUAUUUCAAUGGUCAACCGAUAUUUAUGGCUUUACUAUAAGAGCGGGAACUUGUGCAGGAAAGCCUUAUAAUCAUCUAAAUACUUUUGAAAGCUGUAUGAAUUUCGCAUUAAAAAGAAAAACAUCCUUUUUUCAAUCAUGGUCGUUUAAUCCAAUUUCCGGACUUUGCCAAAUAGCUCCAUUAUAUUGUUUUUCCGUUGCGAAACCGCUCAGUCCUCAGUAUAACUUUAAUUUUGUAGUUCAAUCGUACAUUCGUUUUAAAGACGAAGAUAUUGGUUGUAUGAAUGAGCCGUCGUCUAGUCCUUACCAAGUUUACAAAGAGUUAUACCUCCAUCCAGGAUUAUUCUCAAAUGGACCACAAUCCAUGACGUCAUUAUACAACAGUGGUUAUAUAACAACAAUAGACGAUUGUAGAGCAAUGUGUAUGGAAAAUUUUCCACAUCUAAAAUACGUUCAUCAAUAUCCCAAUGGACAGUGUGGUUGUUCUCAGUUCUAUGGCUGGGGAGGUUUUAAAAGCCAGGGUUGCUUGGGAGAUUGUGGAGAUGGAAUUGACGAAUUCUGCGCAGAAGAUUCAGAGUUUUUAUGUGUAGCUAUAAAUGGAACUAAUCUUAAUGGACCGAGGUGUAUGAUAUUAACAACGUGGGAUGUCUAUUUAAAUAAACAAUUUGAAGAUUCUUUUAUGGUUCAACAACUAACUCAUUGCGAAGGAUAUUAUAACUUUAUCUGCGAAAGAGAUAGCCAAUUAUGCGAAAGUAAUCCAUGCCAAAACGAUGGCGAUUGUCUCGAAAACUUUGAUAAUUAUGAAUGCAAAUGUAAAAGUGGAUAUUCUGGUAUAAAUUGUGAGAUAGACAUUAACGAAUGUCAAUCGAAUCCUUGCAAAAAUGGCGCCAAUUGUACAGAUUUAAGUAAUAAGUACGUAUGUUCUUGUGCAAAUGGAUAUACUGGCGAUACCUGCACAGAAGAAUUGGACGAAUGUUCCAGUCAACCGUGCUUUUUUGGAGCUUGUCAAGAUCAUAUUAAUUCUUUCAGUUGUCAAUGCCAAAUAGGAUAUUCGGGGCUUGUCUGUAACAUAAAUAAUGACGAUUGUCAGGAUUCAGAUUGCUUAAAUGGUGCAACUUGUCAGGAUGGAGUUGAUAGUUUUUCCUGCAAUUGCGCUAUUGGAUUUACUGGAGAAAAAUGCCAAGAAGAUAUUAAUGAAUGCGAUAGUUCGCCUUGCGUUGCUGGUUCAACCUGUAUCAACGAAGUUGGUAAAUAUUCAUGCAAAUGCGUUGCAGGCUUUGGGGGUGAUGACUGUUCAAUAGAAUUAAAAGAAUGCGCCUCUUUUCCUUGCAAGAAUGGAGCGACUUGCAACGACUUUGACGGUUUCUAUACUUGCAGAUGUUUUCCUGGAUAUACAGGUGUACUCUGCGAAGAAGAAAUUAAUGAAUGCUUAAGUAAUCCAUGCGAAAAUAGUGCGGAUUGCGAAGAUAAAAUGAAUAGCUAUGAAUGUAUUUGUCCACCUGGUUUUGGAGGAGAUAAUUGCGAAGAGUAUAUUGGUAAUCCCGGUGUUUGGACCGAAUGGAGUACAUUUACUAAUUGUUCAAAGUCGUGCGGUAUAGGAUUCAAGAAGCGUACCAGAGAUUGUAAGCCUAUGUUUGACGUUCUUGGCGAAGGAUAUUGUCCUGGAAAAUCGUUGGAUCUGGAAGAAUGCGUCCUCACGCAGUGUCCCCCAAUUAACGGUCAAUGGGGCAAUUGGCAACCUGUAUCGUCUUGCGGUACGGGAUGUGGACCUCAUAAAGCGAAUAUGACUAGAUAUUGCGACUCUCCACCCCCUCAAUAUGGAGGUGAAGGUUGUACAGGAAUUAUUCAUAAAGAGCAAUUAUGCGAAAAUAAGGCCUGCGAAGAAAUUGAAAGUCAAAAGAAUUGUACUAAUUGGUCAGCAUGGUCAGAGUGCACAGCCACUUGUGGCGAAGGGGUGAAAUCUAGAGGUCGAAAAUGUAGAAUAGUAUCUACCAAUAGUAAUAGUACAUUGUCCGAUGAUAGUUUAGAUAUUCAAAAAGUUCGUUGCUUUCAGAAUGAUUGUCCAGCCUCGGAAAAAACAUGCCGUAUUUGUGAUAAAAGUUCUCCGGGAUCUUUAUCCUCUUUAGCGGAUGCGAAUUGUAUUGGACAAAGCUCACCUUGUAGCGGAUUGUGCAAGUAUACAUACAAUGGAGGAAGUACAUUAAGUAUAAAAAAAGAAUGUUCAACAAAACAAGAAUGUACAGCAGGAUUAGCUACUCAAGAUAAUCCGAAAUGUACCUCUCUAAAAUGGCUAUUAUCGGAUUAUGAAGGUGAAGGCGAUAAUAUCGAAAUGUUGGUUUGGUGGAAACAGCUCAACGAUACUUGCAUUUAUUGUUGCGACGGAAGGUGCGAUGAACUCUUUAUAUCAGGAGCCAAGUAUAAACUUACUCCAUUCAAUGGAAGAUUUGUUAGAGUAGGAGAAUAUGAUCAAACUAAACUUUAUAAAUCUGAUAAGGGUACUGUCUACCUCUACAGGCAAGUUAAAUUACAUCUUUUAUCUGUUAGUAGACGAAAGAUAAUAGCUCUUACGUUCUUCAUCGUUUACAGGAGAAAUGGUGUUUAUUGGUACUUUGGUUCUGUACUUGGUAGCAGUUCAAUUAGCAAUGCUUACGCGAGAAUAACUUCAGGGCCCGCUUCUCCUGUUGGCUUAACAGUCUCCGAAGUCAAUGGAUAUUACUCGUUCAAUUCGGACCUGAAAAUUGCAUGUAUUGACAGCCCCGCCUUUAAGUUAAGAAGGUCGGUGUAUUGCCCCGAUGAAAAUAGAAUAUCUGAAGUAGAUAUUCCAAAUCAAGAUUCUCUUACAUUGGCCGAUUGCAUAGCUGCUUGCGAUGACAGUGAAAGCUGUGUAUCAGUCAGUUAUAAAUUUGGUGAUUAUUGUUUACCUAGGAAUGCGUCUUGUUCAAAGGAAGAUGCUCUUAUCAUAACUGCUGGAGCAGUAACAUUAGAUAAAUUCGGUUUUGUAUCAGAUUUUUUGGUUAAUAAACCAACAAUUCAGAGUAGUACUCGUAAAACUUACUCUGCGAGCCUUGCUAAUGAUGGUAAGGCAACAUUAACCAACUUUAUAUUGAAAGGUGAAUGUUCAAUGACCGAAAAAGAAACGAAUCCUUGGUGGGUAGUUGAUUUAGGAAAGUAUUACGAAAUUGAUGAAUUCCUAAUAAUACUUAGAGAUGAAUGUUGUUUAUCGGACUAUGAUAAACUGGUAGCUGGAGUGUUGAAAACCAGUCCUUCGGCUGGUACUUCUCUUGAUGAUAUUAACGAAUGCAGAAGUUUUGACACGAUUAGUCACACACUUUUAUCGUUCAAUUGUCAAAAUCCUUUGUCAGGAAGAUAUCCGAUAAUUGGUUUAAGAAAGCCUGACGCCAUAUUAAUUUUAUGCGAAGUUCAAAUUUUUACAAGUGAAGUUGGAAAGUAUAAACUAUUCGAAACAUCAGUUAUGCAUUCGGAAGCUGAAAAUAUAUGUUCAACGUAUUUCAACGGUCAUUUGCUUACGCUAGAGACGAAAGAGGAAUACGAUUUUAUCCAAGACUACUUUUUUCGAGAUAAACAGAUUGAUUAUCCCAUUUUAAGUGGUCAUAGCACAAAUAAUUUGAAUGAUUUAUACAAAGUUCCCAGUUUAGACGGCUAUGCUCCAGAUAUUGUAAAAGAAUCAACAUGCCAAGCUUCAUCAACUUUACCAGGUGAUCAUUUAUGCGAAAAUGCUUUUGAAGAUGAUCCCUUCAAAGAGUGGAGAAGCAAUGAUGAAGGAGAAGGGGCGUGGUUUAAAAUAACAUUUCGUUACGAAAUUGAAGUUUUUCGUAUAGAUAUAAUGCAAUUGUAUGGAAGAUUUUCAUCUUGGAAAGAUAUUACUAUAGAUUUUGGAAAUAAUCGCCUCAAACAUUUCACUCUGGUUAGACGAGCAGGAACGAAUAAUGCGGAUAAUUCUGGUAAAAGUUGGGAUUAUCUAACUUUUGAGCCUCUGAAUGCCACAUAUAUAAAUAUAACAUUCAAUUCUUAUUACGAGAAAGACGCUAAUGGUUUGAAAAGAAUAGGAGUUCUGGGAAAAAGAUUAAAAGGUUUAAUUAUGGAAAGUGGAAAUUGCAUUGGUAAUGAUUUAGUUACUCAUAGUGCAACACCAAUAUUUGAUUGCGAAACUCUUUGUUCAAACAAUGACCAAUGUACCGGUUUCGUUUACAAUACAACUGAUAUGAUCAACGGAGACUGCAUAUUAAAGAAUGCAGAAUGUACUACAUUGAUCCCAUCGCCACUCACCUAUUACUUCGAAUGGUCAGAAAGCAUCUAUAGGUUUACAAUGCGCAAAGGAGUAUGCGAUAGUUCGACAUUUGUUCUAAAAACUGGCUUUACAUUCGAAGAGUGUUCGAAUUACGUCAUGGAGAGGAAACAUUUAUAUUUAAUGAGUUGGACAUAUAUGCCUGAUAUCUCCGAAUGUUUUGUUGCAGACAAAAUGUGUCCAGAAACUGGAAUUUUUCCAGUAGUACAAAUCAACUUUAAUUUCAUUGAGCACUCGUUUGAUAGAUUUGAAGAUGGUUACCUCGGUUGUAUGAAUGAGAAUAAUAAUCCACCUUAUGUUAUUUAUAAAGAACUAUACAUUGAUCAAUCGGUAGUAGCUAGUGGUUUGACUAAUCUGUUGGAUAUUUAUAAUGCUAAUUACAAGACAAGCAUGGAUGAAUGUAUAGCCUUCUGUAAAUUCAAUUUUCCCAACCAUACGUACGCUCACCAAUACUCUUCCGGCUAUUGCGGUUGUUCCGACGGCUAUUCGUUCGGUGGACCGAAUAGAUUUGGUUGCACCGAUGAUUGUAGGGAAGGGAUUAACGAAUGGUGCGCGAAAAGUUCAAAAUUCAAGGUAUCCAGAGUAAAAGGAGAAGAUAAUUCAACCGGCUUAAGUUGCCAUACAUUCACAACAUGGGAUCCAUAUUUCCAAGAGUUUGGAAAACAUUACCACUUUUCCUUGUCGAGAAGUCAUUGCGAAGGAUAUUACAAGUUUAUUUGCGAAAGAGAUAUAAAUAUUUGCGAUGAAAAACCUUGUCAUAAUAAUGCUACUUGUAUAAGUAACUUUGAUUUGUACACGUGUCAGUGUACACCUGGAUAUACAGGAACACAUUGUGAAACGGAAAUCAACGAAUGUAUCCCAAACCCUUGUGAUAAUGGAGGUGAAUGUACGGAUUUACUAAAUUCGUAUACUUGUAGUUGUCAACCCGGUUAUACUGAUGCUAAUUGUAAAACGGAAUUGGAUGAAUGUAACUCGGAACCUUGUCAUCACGGUACAUGCAAUGACCACAUUAAUUCAUUUUCCUGCGAUUGUUUAGCAGGUUUUUCGGGAUAUAUUUGCAGUAUUAAUAACGAAGAUUGCGAGGAUACAUCUUGCAAAAAUGGCGCAACAUGUGUAGAUGGCAUCGACACUUUCACUUGUAUAUGCCCAUCGGGGUAUACUGGGUCAAGCUGCGAAACUGAUAUUAACGAAUGUAGCAGCGGGCCGUGCGCUUCCGGUGCAACUUGUCUCGAUAAAGUCAAUGAAUUCAAGUGUGAAUGCCCUCUUGGAUACGGUGGAGAUGACUGUUCAAAAGAACUGAAGGAAUGUGCAUCUUUCCCUUGUAAAAAUGGUGGUACUUGCGAAGAUUUCGAAGGAUUUUAUACCUGUAGAUGUUUUCCAGGCUAUUCAGGAAUUCAUUGUGAUACAGAAAUUGAUGAAUGUUUCAGCAGUCCUUGUGAAAAUAGCGGCGAAUGCAAAGAUAAAGUGAAUAGCUAUGAAUGUAUUUGUCCACCUGGUUUUGGAGGAGAUAAUUGCGAAGAGUAUAUUGGUAAUCCCGGUGUUUGGACCGAAUGGAGUACAUUUACUAAUUGUUCAAAGUCGUGCGGUAUAGGAUUCAAGAAGCGUACCAGAGAUUGUAAGCCUAUGUUUGACGUUCUUGGCGAAGGAUAUUGUCCUGGAAAAUCGUUGGAUCUGGAAGAAUGCGUCCUCACGCAGUGUCCCCCAAUUAACGGUCAAUGGGGCAAUUGGCAACCUGUAUCGUCUUGCGGUACGGGAUGUGGACCUCAUAAGGCGAAUAUGACUAGAUAUUGCGACUCUCCACCCCCUCAAUAUGGAGGUGAAGGUUGUACAGGAAUUACUCAUAAGAAACAACUAUGCGAAAAUAAGGCCUGCAAAGAAAUUGAAAGUCAAAAGAACUGUACUAAUUGGUCAGAAUGGUCAGAGUGUAGCGCUACGUGCGGUAAAGGGAAAAAAUCCAGAUCUAGAAAAUGCAAUACACCUUCAACUGGAAACUCAGCAGAGACGGAAUCUAUUUAUUGUUCAACAAAGCGAUGCCCAGUUGAAGGCUGCAUGUCGUGUGAGAAGAAAACUCCUCUAUCGGAAGCAAAUCCAACGAAUAUAGAUUGUCAAGGAGAGGUUACACAAUGUAAUGGAAUGUGUAAAUACACAUACGAGGGGGGCAAUACAUUAACUGUUAAGAAAGAGUAA
Molecule: messenger RNA, 7557 nt
Organism: Dimorphilus gyrociliatus
Lineage: Eukaryota; Metazoa; Annelida; Polychaeta; Dinophilidae
Source: the annotation of a GenBank genome assembly